Molecule: messenger RNA, 594 nt
Organism: Stylonychia lemnae
Lineage: Eukaryota; Ciliophora; Spirotrichea; Sporadotrichida; Oxytrichidae
Source: the annotation of a GenBank genome assembly
AUGAUCCAAUCAUAGAAACCAAAAAAUUAAUCAAUUGUGAUAUCCCAAGUUAAAGUAGAGGAUUUUCAAAAUCAAGAGCUGCCAGUAUAAUAGUAAGGCCAAUAAUAUGAAAGCUUGACUAAAGAUGAAGAUCUAGAAAUAGGGGAGAUACCUUCCGAAAACACUGUUAAGGAUGAUACAUAUAUCGGAUCAGUUCUCAAUGUAAAUUUUAGAGUAAAUGUCUAAGAUAAAAAAGUAAAUUUCCUAAGUCCAGAAUAGCAGAAACCUAUAAAAACUUCUUACAAUGAUUUGUUCAUGAAGACAUAGUAUUUAGAUUAAAAUCAUAACUACUCUCAAUACAACACUACAAAUCAAAAGUCAUAGCAAACUUCUUACAACAUGAUUAACAUGAGUGAUAUAUCGAAUGGGAAAUAAUCCUUUAGAACUAGGAAUGUAGAACGAAUGGCAGGAAAUUAAAACCACAGAAGUCUCAAUCUUAAAAACAGACAAAGCCCCUAUCUAUAAAAUGGUAAAAAAUCAAGCAAUAAAACUAGUAUCAAUUAUAGACCUCCGAUUCGUUUAGAUAGUUAGGGUUCGAUGCAGACUUCUCCUUGA